AUGUUAAGAUGGAGGGAGGCGGCGAAACUAAUGCAUUAUUGUAGACAAAUAGUUUUGGUAUUUUUUUUGGUAACUUUGUUUGGUCUUUGUCGAUCGGAACUUCAUGGUGACAAUGUUUGCACCGGCGAACAAUUGAAGGACGAAAUAAUCUUAGUAAAACAAGAGCAAAAAGUUUUACUGACCACUUACGAAAGAUGUCUUGAUAUCAGGCAGGGUUUCAAGUGCAAAGUUCAGAGAGAGGGUACUAAAGUUCAUUAUAAAGAAACUCCGAAAAAAACGACAGAAAAAGUACUUCAGUGUUGUUACGGCUAUUAUCCGACGGAAAACGAAACCUGCAUAGCUUGCGAAGAGGGUUUUUUCGGAUUCAAUUGCACACAAGAAUGUAGAAAUUGUACGGAAGAGGAAAUUUGUCAUCAUCGUUUUGGUUGUUGUAAUCCGACAACUGAAGGUUGUGGUUUACCAAGAAGUGAGCUAUUUCAACAUGUGCAGAGGAGCGAAAAUCAGUGGAUGAUACCCGUUCUAAUUGCGUCAAUUUGUGUUGCAGCUAUUCUACUACUGGGACUCAUAUUUUAUCGUAAAAAGUACAUGAAAGAAAAAGAUCCAGAUCUUCCGACUUUGACGUAUCACCCACACGCUAAAGGAUAUGCACCUCCAGUUGAUGAGUAUCGGGAAUUUAAUAAUCCACUUUAUCGACAGUCUGCUGUCGAAAUUGCUGCUAAGGCUGAGGCAGGUUAUGCAGACUUGAAGAAUAGGGGGCCAGUACGAGAGGAGGCUCCUCAAAAUGAGUAUGCAACGCUGGACGAAGUGAGUGAAGUGACAUCUCCAGGACCAUCCAGUAGGGUCCCUUUAAUGCACGAUGCAAUUCCUCGAUGUGGUAUGCAUGCUGACGCUUUUCACACUCUUCUGCUUACGGGUUUUAGUAAUGAAGUUGGGUUUCUUUUGGGUGCAUGUUGUAUUGGGGUGGUUGUUGAGGUUCGGGAAGGAGCGUUUUUUGUAGCUGAACAUUUGGGUACUCUAUCCAGCUCAUACAAGUACGAGGUCCCCUAUCGACCAGUCCCGUCUCCAGAAUGCAGAGUGAAUGAAAAUGAAGAAAACUUAAAGAAGGAAUCCACAUGA
Enterobius vermicularis (human pinworm) is the source of this 1116-nucleotide messenger RNA. The record is from the annotation of a GenBank genome assembly. Lineage: Eukaryota; Metazoa; Nematoda; Chromadorea; Rhabditida; Oxyuridae.